This is a messenger RNA of Pollicipes pollicipes, 782 nucleotides long. Its product is annotated as 2-deoxy-scyllo-inosamine dehydrogenase-like. The record is from RefSeq and is a predicted model, not a curated record. Gene Ontology annotation, molecular function: alcohol dehydrogenase (NAD+) activity. Bases 129 to 782 code for a protein of 217 amino acids. Gene Ontology annotation, cellular component: cytoplasm. The transcript is spliced from 4 exons. NCBI's taxonomy places the organism in Eukaryota, Metazoa, Arthropoda, Thecostraca, Pollicipedomorpha, Pollicipedidae.
GUCUGCCCCCGACCCCGUCAGAGUCGGCGACCACUCGCCAGCCCGGUGCGCCGGUCCGCUCCGGCCGCGGACCUCUCAGCCCUGCUGCUGCUGCUGCAAGCCCGCUGCCGCUGCCGCUGCAAGCCGAGAUGACGGACGAAGCGCGACCGGCGGCGCUGGCGGCCGUGUUCGACGGCCCGGCGGCCGGCCUGCGGCUCCAGGCGCUACCGUUGCCGGCGCCGGCGCCGCGAGAGGUGCUGGUCCGCAUCGUGGCGGCCACGGUGUGCGGCUCGGACGUGCACACCGUCCGCGGCGUGCGCACCGAGCCCACGCCUUCCAUUCUGGGUCACGAGGGCGUCGGUCUGGUGGAGAUCAGUCGACGGCCCGGCGUGGAGCCAGGCCACCUGGUCACCUUCGCCAUCUGCGACGUCUGUGGCAGCUGCGACCGCUGCGCCACCGGCCUCAGUCAGAAGUGCAGGGCGCUCAUGAAGUACGGUCACUCUACCCUGUCUAGCGGGUGCGGCCUGAACGGCUGCUACUCGACGCACCUGCUGCUGCGAGCUGGCACGCACAUCGUGCGUUUGCCGCCGGGCCUUGCCGCCAACCCGCCGCUGGCGGCGCCUGCCAACUGCGCCCUGGCCACGGUCAUGUGCGCCGCUCGCGCCGUGCAGACCCACCUGGCGGCGGCGCCUCGAACUAGGGCGCUAGUGCAGGGCGCCGGCCUGCUCGGUCUGUUCGCGUGCGCUGUGCUGCGGGAUGAGCUGCGCUUCGAGCACGUCUUCUGCUCGGACACGGUGGCCUGA